UCGACUUGUCCAUAAAGAGGUUUUUGUUUUCUCUCACUCACUCUAUUGUUUCUGAUUUUCCUAUCUCUCUCUCUAGAUUCUCUCUCAGAGGCGCAGAAGAUUUUAGUUCUUGCUCUUUGCUCUUUGUUUAAGGUUUGCAGAUUGUCAAUCACUUGUCUCAAUUAUUAUUUAGGGGCUCAAUGGAUAUGGAAUGGAGCAAGGCAAGAACUGCAGAUGUGGAACAAUUAAGGGACGAGGAAGCAGAAGAAAUGGAAGAAGAAAAUGACAGUGGGCUUGGUAAGGGCAUAAGUUCUAGUUCAAAAUACAAGGAGAAGUCCAUAGAGUCACGAACUAAGGAUCAUCAAAAAAAUAGAGAAAGGCAUAAGGAUGGGGAUAGAAAGAAAGAGAAAAGGCAUGAGGAUUCAAAUCACAGGGACAGAGAUAAAGGGAAAUCUCGAGCAUCUUCAAAGGAAAGAAGGAAGGACGAAAAUGGGGCUGAACGGAGAAGAGUGAAGGAUAGAGCUGGGAGCAUUGAGAAUAACAGAGAGAUGGAGCAGGGAAAGAGUAAGAGGGAAAAUGAGCAUCACAGAGAUAGAGAAGAUCAUAGUAGGGACAAAGAGCGAGAAAGGGAUAGAGAGCGUAAAGAGCAUGACUGGGAUAGAGAUAAGGAGAAGGAGAGAGACAAGGAUAAAACACGAGAGAAAGAGCGUGACAGAGAUAGGUACACUGAUAAGGAACAUGAUAGGGACAGGGAGCGAGAUAGGGCUAGAGAGAAGGAAGAUGACAGGGGAAAAGAGCGAGACAAGGAACGAGAAAAGGAUAGAGAGAAAGAGAGAGAACACGAUCGUGAUAGAGAGAAAGAGAGAGAACACGAUCGUGAUAGAGAGCGAACAAGAGAACGGGGGAAGGAGAAGGAAAUAGAGAAAGAGAGGGAAAGGGAAAAGGACAAAGAUAGAGAGAAGGAGAAAAACAAGGAGAGAGAGAAAGAGAAAGAUCGAUCAAAGGAUAGAGAAAAAUUAAGAGAUCGGCAAAGAGAGAAGGACAUAGAGAGAGAUGGGUUGGAAAAGGACAGAAUGAAGGAAAAACUUAGGGAAAAGGAAAAGGAAAGAGACAAGUAUAGAGAGAAGGAGAGAAUUAGUGACAAAGAACGUGAUAAGGUUAAGGGCAAAAGUAAGGAUCACGGUCGUGAUAAGGAGUUUGACAGAGGAAAGGAGGGAGAAAAGGAGGCUAAGCCUAAAAUAGAUGCCUGGGAUGGCAGGGAUAUCACAGAGCAAGAAGAUAAUGUACAAGAUGACAAGGAUAAUACAUAUGAUAGGACCGGUGCAAUGGAUCACAAAGAAAAGAAUGAGAUACAAGCAGGGGUUUCUCGACCAUCAACCUCAGAAAUUGAAGAGCGGUUAGCAAAAAUGAGAGAGGAGCGGAUGAAGAAGAAAAAUGAGGGGGUUUCUGAAGUCUCAUCAUGGGUAAACAAGAGUAGGAAGAUCGAGGAAAAGUUGAGUUCUGAAAAGGAGAAAGCUUUGCAUCUAGCCAAGGUCUUUGCUGAGCAGGAUAGUGUGGUUCAAGAAAGUGACGAGGAAGAGGAGGCUCAGCAUAGUGGAAAGGAUCUUGCUGGGGUGAAGGUUCUUCAUGGGCUUGAACAAGUAAUAGUUGGAGGAGCUGUAGUCUUGACUCUAAAAGAUCAGAAUAUACUUGCUGAUGGUGACCUUAACAAUGAGGUGGAUAUGCUCGAGAAUGUGGAACUUGGAGAACAAAAACGUCGUGACGAGGCUUAUAAGGCUGCAAAGAAAAAACCUGGGAUCUAUGAAGACAAGUUUGCAGAUGAUGAUGGUUCUCAGAAGAAAAUCUUGCCUCAGUAUGAUGAUACUUCGAAGGAUGAGGGAGUUGCUCUGGAUGAAAGUGGGCACAUUACCAGGGAAGCACAGAAGAAGCUGGAAGAGCUUCGGAAAAGGCUACAGGGCGCUUCUACUGGACAACAUUUCGAAGACCUCACCGCAACAGGCAAGGUCUCAUCAGACUAUUAUACCCAGGAAGAAAUGCUUCAAUUUAAGAAACCCAAGAAGAAAAAAGCAUUACGAAAGAAGGUCAAACUUGAUCUAGAUGCCCUAGAAGCUGAAGCCAUUGCUUCUGGGCUAGGAGUAGGGGAUCGAGGCUCUAGGGCUGAUGCUCAGAGGCAGAGAGCUAAAGAAGAAGAAGAGUGGGCAGAGGCCGAAACCAGGAAAGAAGCAUACCAAUCUGCCUUUGCUAAGGCAAACGAGUCCACAAAAGCCCUUAGAGAAGAGCAAACUUUGAAAGUUGAAGGUGAUGAAGAUGAAAAUCUUGCUUUUGGAGAUGAUGAAGAUCUGCACAAGUCUAUAGAAGAAGCAAGAAAAUUAGCUCGCAAAAAGCAGGAUGAAGGAGCUGCUUCUGGUCCCUUGGCAGUUGCCCAGCUAGCAGUGUCUGCUAGCGAGUCAAAAGAUGCAGAGGCCUCAGGGGAGCCACAAGAGAACAGACUUGUGUUCACUGAGGUGGAUGAGUUUGUCUUGGGUUUGCAGCAUGAUGAAGGUGCUCAAAACCCUGAUGCUGAAGAUGUUUUCAAAGAAGAUGAUGAAGUCCAAAAUCCUAUUAAGCAGGAUGAACCAAUGGAGCAGGUUGGUGGGUGGACAGAUGUAAUAGAGAGUGAAAAAGACGAACAGAUGAAAACUGAGGAGGAUGAGGAGGUGGUCCCUGAUGCAACAAUCCAGGAAGCAGUUGUUGGGAAAGGUCUCUCAGGGGCCCUUCAACUGCUGAAAGAGAGAGGAACACUCAAGGAGGCAAUUGAUUGGGGUGGAAGGAACAUGGACAAAAAGAAGAGCAAGUUGGUUGGUGUCCGUGAGAAUGAUGGGGCAAAGGAAAUUGUCCUUGAUCGCCUGGAUGAAUUUGGUCGCAUUAUGACUCCAAAAGAGGCAUUUAGAAAGCUUUCUCACAAGUUCCAUGGCAAAGGCCCUGGGAAAAUGAAGCAGGAAAAGCGGAUGAAGCAGUUCAUGGAAGAAUUGAAGUUGAAGCAAAUGAAGGCUUCAGAUACCCCGCUAUUGUCGAUGGAGAAAAUGAGGGAGGCACAAGCAAAGACACGGAGCCCUUACAUUGUGCUUAGUGGUCAAAUAAAACCAGGGCAAACCAGCGAUCCAAGAAGUGGCUUUGCGACUGUGGAGAAGGAUCAACCUGGAAGCUUGACUCCUAUGCUUGGAGAUAGAAAGGUGGAGCAUUUCCUUGGGAUCAAACGCAAGGCCGAGCCCAGCAACAUGGGUCCACCCAAAAAGCCCAAGGGUUAAAAAGAAGUUCGCCCUUGAUGUCAUUGUAAUAUAUAAUUUUCAGAUAAAUAUUUCAGAAAAAUUAUGAGUCGAGUGAAGCUGCCGCGUAUAGACGGAUCAGUUUUUUGUUCUGGCGUUUUCUUAUGACUCCGCAAUAUUUUUUGUAUUUCAGGGAGGAAACAUAUGGGGAGGGUCUUUUUGUCGAUCUCUAUCUCAUAAUAUAAUACAUAUUUUUUAUUGAAAA
Molecule: messenger RNA, 3489 nt
Organism: Amborella trichopoda
Lineage: Eukaryota; Viridiplantae; Streptophyta; Magnoliopsida; Amborellales; Amborellaceae
Gene: DOT2
Product: SART-1 family
Biological process (GO): mRNA cis splicing, via spliceosome; maturation of 5S rRNA
Cellular component (GO): U4/U6 x U5 tri-snRNP complex
Source: RefSeq, a predicted model, not a curated record